ACGCCGCCCCUCCCCCCGCGGCUGUUCCGCCGCCUCGCCGCCCCUCCCCCCGGCCGGAGCUCACUGUCUCCAAGAUGGCGGCCGUGUCAGUUUGGGGCAUCUCCGCGGUCCGGCCCGGGGCCCCGGGAUCCCGGCUCUCUUUCCCCCCGGGUUCUUUCUACUAAUCCAGAUACUCGUUGAAGUGCUGAAUAGUUUCUUGGGGAAAGAUGUAAAGGAAGAGUUGAAGUUCAUAGACUGGCAUAGGAUGCACAUUGCUCUGCUCUGAAGGCGGGAAUGCGGCGUGUUGAAUUCUACAGCUUGGCCAAGAGUCCCGCCGGUGGUGCUGUUGACAAGUUUAUUGGGAAGCAUGAAGGCGUUCCACAUGCCAGGCUGUGUUGGUUUCUGAAGGAAAAGGAAAGGGGCAUUCCGCUGGCGUGAACGGAGGAAGGACCCAGGCCAGAAAACUUGUAUGCUAUGGUUAGCUGGUUCCCAGCCUCCGAGAGUCGUGUUUCCCAUGGCGUAGGACUCACUCAGCAUCAGGAUAAGGGAUAGCGACUCUAUGGAUGUACAGAACCCUUCACCAUGGUAAAGCUCGCUAACCCGCUGUACACGGAGUGGAUUCUGGAGGCCAUCAAGAAAGUGAAGAAGCAGAAACAGCGUCCGUCGGAGGAAAGGAUAUGCAACGCGGUCUCGUCAUCCCACGGCUUGGAUCGGAAGACCGUCUUAGAGCAGUUGGAGCUCAGUGUUAAAGAUGGAACGAUUUUAAAAGUCUCCAAUAAAGGCCUCAAUUCCUACAAAGAUCCUGAUAAUCCUGGGCGAAUAGCACUUCCUAAACCUCGGAACCAUGGAAAGUUGGAUAGCAAGCAGAAUGUGGAUUGGAAUAAACUGAUCAAAAGGGCGUUUGAGGGCUUGGCAGAGUCUGGUGGCUCCACUUUGAGAAGUAUUGAACGUUUCUUGAAAGGGCAGAAGGAUGUGUCUGCGUUAUUUGGAGGCAGCGCUGCCUCUGGCUUUCACCAGCAGUUACGAUUGGCCAUCAAGCGUGCCGUUGGCCACGGCAGACUCCUUAAAGAUGGACCUCUGUAUCGGCUCAGCGCUAAAGCGAGCAGCCCGGAGGGGAAGGAGACGUGUGAGUCUCUUUCCUGCUUACCUCCGGUGUCGCUCCUUCCACACGAAAAGGACAAGCCGGUUGCUGAGCCAAUCCCCAUCUGUAGUUUCUGUCUUGGUACAAAAGAACAAAACCGAGAAAAGAAGCCGGAGGAGCUCAUCUCCUGCGCCGACUGUGGCAACAGCGGUCAUCCAUCCUGUUUAAAGUUUUCCCCCGAGUUAACAGUGAGGGUUAAGGCCUUGCGGUGGCAGUGCAUCGAGUGUAAAACAUGCAGCUCCUGUCGAGAUCAAGGCAAAAAUGCAGAUAACAUGCUCUUCUGUGACUCGUGUGACCGAGGCUUUCACAUGGAGUGCUGUGAUCCACCGCUGACACGAAUGCCCAAAGGCAUGUGGAUAUGUCAAAUAUGCCGACCUAGGAAAAAAGGACGAAAACUUCUACAAAAGAAGGCAGCACAGAUAAAACGGCGCUAUGCUAAUCCCAUAGGACGUCCAAAAAACAGGUUAAAGAAACAAAACACGGUAUCAAAAGGUCCCUUCAGCAAAGUCCGCACUGGCCCUGGAAGGGGACGGAAACGUAAGAUCACUCUCUCCAGCCAGUCCGCCUCAUCCUCAGAGGAAGGCUAUUUAGAGAGAAUAGAUGGCUUGGACUUCUGCAGAGAGAGCAGUGCCCCCUUGAAGUUCAACAAGAAAACCAAAGGGCUCAUCGAUGGCCUUACCAAGUUCUUCACCCCUUCCCCCGAUGGGCGGAAACCCCGGGGGGAGGUGGUCGACUACUCGGAGCAAUAUAGAAUCAGGAAAAAGGGCAACAGGAAAUCGAGCACUUCGGACUGGCCCACAGACAAUCAGGACGGCUGGGACGGCAAGCCAGAAAGCGAGGAGCGACUCUUUGGGAGCCAGGACGUCAUGACGGAGAAGGAUAUGGAGCUGUUCCGGGACAUCCAGGAGCGAGCGCUGCAGAAAGUUGGAGUGACUGGCCCCCCUGAUCCACAAGUCCGCUGUCCCUCUGUCAUUGAAUUUGGGAAGUAUGAGAUCCACACCUGGUACUCCUCCCCAUAUCCUCAAGAAUACUCAAGGCUCCCUAAGUUGUAUCUCUGUGAAUUCUGUCUGAAAUACAUGAAGAGUAGAGCCAUUCUGCAGCAGCACAUGAAGAAGUGUGGCUGGUUCCACCCGCCAGCCAACGAGAUCUACCGCAAGAACAACAUCUCUGUCUUCGAGGUCGACGGGAACGUGAGCACCAUUUACUGUCAAAACCUGUGUCUCCUGGCAAAGUUGUUUCUUGACCACAAAACACUCUAUUAUGACGUGGAGCCAUUUCUUUUCUAUGUGCUAACGCAGAAUGAUGUCAAGGGCUGCCACCUUGUUGGCUACUUUUCUAAAGAAAAGCACUGCCAACAGAAAUACAACGUUUCCUGCAUAAUGAUUCUUCCGCAGUACCAGCGUAAGGGCUAUGGCAGGUUUCUCAUCGACUUCAGUUAUUUGUUAUCAAAGCGGGAAGGCCAGGCAGGGUCUCCAGAGAAGCCGCUGUCCGAUCUGGGCCGCCUUUCCUACAUGGCCUAUUGGAAAAGCGUGAUACUGGAGUGCCUCUACCACCAGAACGACAAGCAGAUCAGCAUUAAGAAGCUGAGCAAGCUGACUGGCAUCUGCCCGCAGGACAUCACGUCCACACUCCAUCACCUGCGAAUGCUGGACUUCCGCAGCGACCAAUUUGUGAUUAUCCGCCGGGAAAAACUUAUCCAGGAUCACAUGGCCAAGCUUCAGCUGAACGUGCGACCUGUGGAUGUAGACCCGGAGUGCCUGCGCUGGACUCCCGUCAUCGUCUCCAACUCUGUUGUCUCAGAAGAGGAGGAAGAGGAGGCUGAGGAAGGAGAGAACGAAGAGGCACAGGGUCCCGAAGGAGAAUUAGAGACCAGUGUGGGACAGCCUGCGUCCCGGGAGAGCAGAGAGCAGGAUUCCUACUCUUCAGUGGAAAGCGACAAGAAGCCAGAAGUGACUGCAGCCAACACCCCCCGGUCCAGCAAGUCGGCGCCGCCCCGGGACAGCCUGCCGCCUCGCAGGGGCCGCUGGGGGCGCAAGGCCCGGCGAGCCCCGGAGCGCUUCGGGGACCCUGAGUCUGCGCUGCUGCUGGAGGAGAGCCCGGCGCCGCAGGAGCCCUAUGGAGAGUGUGGGGAGAAGCCGGAAGCCCCCCGCGAGCCCCGCGCUGAGGCUGAGCCGCCGCCGCCUCCCUGUCGGGAGCAGCCCCCCCAGGACAGGAAGCCCGAGGUCCCUAAGAGGAGACUGAGCGAGGGGGUGGAGCUGUGGCGGGCUCAGCUCCAGAGCAGCCCCGAGGCCCUCAAGUGCAGGCCGACCGAAGGGAGCGACAGACUGCCUCGGCGCUACAGUGACGGCGACAGGGCCCUGCUUCGGGGCUUCAGCGAGAGCAGCGAAGAGGAGGAGCCCGAGAGCCCGCGCUCAGCCUCACCGCCGGUCCUCACCAAGCCCAUGCUGAAGCGGAAGAAGCCGAUCCUGCACCGCAGAAGGAGGGUCAGGAAGCGCAAGCACCACAACAGCAGUGUCGUGACGGAGACCAUCUCCGAGACCACGGAGGUGCUGGACGAGCCCUUCGAGGACUCGGACUCGGAGCGGCCCAUGCCGAGGUUAGAGCCCACCUUCGAGAUCGACGAGGAGGAGGAGGAGGAGGAUGAAAACGAGCUCUUCCACAGAGGCUACUUCCACCGUCUGUCCUCACAGGACGUGCUCAGGGGCCGGGCCUCUGCCAAGAGGAAGUCUAAAGACGAAGACGACGACGAGGAGUCCGAUGAUGCUGAAGACACUCCUGUCCUGAAGCCAGUAUCUCUCUUGCGAAAAUGUGCCGGGAAGAAUUCUCCCCUUGAGCCAGACACGUCCACGCCCAUGAAAAAGAAAAAGGGGUGGCCCAAAGGCAAGAGCCGCAAACCGGUCCACUGGAAGAAGAGGCCUGGCCGGAAGCCGGGAUUCAAGCUCAGCAGGGAGCUCAUGCCCAUUUCUGCCCAGGAGUGCGUCGUGGAGCCCAUGGUUCCCAUGCCGAAACCCGGACGCAAGCCCAGAAUGCAAGAGCACGAAGAAGCCAUUGAGCCCCAGGAAGACUUGCCCUCGUCUGAAGAGAGGAAGGAGGAGGAGGCGCGAGCCGACAGGGAGGAGGGCGGCGAGGCGGAAGAGGAGGACACGACCUGCUGCAGCGAGGUGAGAGUGGCUUCCCCGGCCAACAGCAGCAACAGCCCCGAGGCGGCCGCCAAGGAGCGCGAGGCGGAGGAGGCGGAGGCAGAGGAGGAGGAGGAGGAGGAGGAAGAGGAGGAGAAGCCGCGCGCCGCCGCCGCCGCCGCCGCCGCCGAGCAGAGGCAGUCGGAGGAAGAGCCUCCGGAGCCGGAGGAGCAGGAGCCGGAGGACGAGGAGGACGUGGCCGCCGAGGCCAGCCGGCACGAAGACCACGACGCGGACGAUGAGGACGACGGGCCGCUGGAGCCGGCGCAGGCGCAGGAGCCGGAGCAGCGGGCCCUGCGGGAGUGCGGCGAGCAGGCGCCUGGUGGCCCGCAGUCUUUUUUAGACCCGGACGCGCCCAGCUGCGGUGAGCGCCCGAAGGAGAAGGACGACACGGAGCCGGACUCUGAGGAGGAGCAGCCCUCCCACGAGACGUCUGUGCUGUCCGAGCACGGCCACGAGGACGCUGCCCCGCGCAAGGAGGAGCUGGUGGGGCUGAAGGCCGAGCCGGAGAUUGCGCACAGCGAGCUGGACCUGGAGACCGUGCAGGCUGUGCAGUCCUUGACCCAGGAGGAGAGCAGCGAGCACGAGGGGGCCUACCCGGACUGCGAGGAGACCCUGGCGGCCUGCCAGACCCUGCAGAGCUACACGCAGGCCGAGGAGGACCCGCCCAUGGCCAUGGUGGAGGACUGCCACGCCUCGGAGCACAACAGCCCCAUCUCCUCAGUGCCGUCCCAUCCCAGCCAGUCGGUCCGCUCGGUCAGCAGCCCCAGCGUGCCUGCCCUGGAGGGCGGCUACACCCAGAUCAGCCCGGAGCAAGGAUCCCUGUCCGCGCCCUCUAUGCAGAACAUGGAGACCAGCCCCAUGAUGGAUGUGCCUUCCGUAUCAGACCACUCUCAGCAGGUGGUGGACAGCGGCUUCAGCGACCUGGGCAGCAUCGAGAGCACCACGGAGAACUACGAGAACCCCAGCAGCUACGACUCCACCCUGGGCGGCAGCAUCUGCGGCGCCAGCUCGUCCCAGAGCAGCUGCUCCUACGGCGGCCUGUCGUCGUCCAGCGGCCUCACCCAGAACAGCUGCGUUGUCACCCAGCAGAUGGCCGGCAUGGGCAGCAGCUGCAGCCUGCUGCAGCCGAGCAGCGUGCCGCCUGCUGCCAACUGCAGCAUCAAGUCGCCUCAGACCUGCGUGCUGGAGAGGCCGCCCAGCAACCAGCAGCAGCCGCCCCCGCCGCCGCAGCCCCCCCAGCCGCAGCAGCCGUCCCUGGCCCCGCAGCCGCCGCCCCCGCCCCAGCAGCCGCCGCCGCAGCCCCAGCCGCCCCCGCCGCCCCCGCCGCCGCAGCAGCCGCCGCCGCAGCCGCAGCCCCCGCAGCCGCAGGCCCCGCCCCCGCCGCAGCAGCAGGCGCCCCUGUCGCAGUGUAGCAUGAACAACAGCUUCACGCCAGCUCCCAUGAUCAUGGAGAUCCCGGAGUCCGGCGGCACCGGGAACAUAAGCAUCUACGAGAGGAUUCCAGGGGACUUCGGGGCCGGCAGCUACUCCCAGCCGUCAGCCACCUUCAGUCUGGCCAAGCUGCAGCAGCUCACCAACACCAUUAUGGACCCCCACGCCCUGCCUUACAGCCAUUCUCCUGCGGUGACCUCCUAUGCAACCAGUGUUUCUCUGUCUAACACAGGACUGGCUCAGCUGGCUCCAUCUCACCCGUUGGCUGGGACCCCUCAAGCACAAGCCACCAUGACGCCGCCGCCCAACUUGGCAUCCACGACCAUGAACCUCACAUCCCCGCUGCUGCAGUGCAACAUGCCCGCCACCAACAUCGGCAUUCCGCACACCCAGCGGUUGCAGGGGCAGAUGCCAGUCAAGGGGCACAUUUCCAUCCGCUCCAAGUCGGCGCCGCUGCCCUCCGCGCCCACUCACCAGCAGCAGCUGUAUGGCCGCAGCCCGCCGGCGGUGGCCAUGCAGGCCGGCCCUCGCGCGCUGGCUGUGCAGCGAGGCAUGAACAUGGGGGUCAACUUGAUGCCGACCCCCGCCUAUAACGUCAAUUCCAUGAACAUGAACACCCUGAACGCCAUGAACAGCUAUCGGAUGACACAGCCCAUGAUGAACAGCAGUUACCAUAGUAACCCUGCCUACAUGAACCAGACAGCACAGUAUCCUAUGCAGAUGCAGAUGGGGAUGAUGGGGAGCCAGGCCUAUACCCAGCAGCCUAUGCAGCCAAACCCUCACGGGAACAUGAUGUACACGGGCCCCUCCCAUCACAGCUAUAUGAACGCUGCUGGGGUGCCCAAGCAGUCACUCAAUGGACCUUACAUGAGAAGGUGAGCAAGACGGACUCACGGUCACAGACUUAAAUAUAUAUAAAUAAAGGAACCUUUUAUACUGACAAACCAGAGAAAAACGGACCUUUUUUCCAGUUAAAAUAUUGCUGUAGAUUUAGAGGGAUUUUUUUUCCUUUGGUUUAUUUUGUUUUUUAGGAAACCUGAUCUCUCUUUUCGGGUUCGUUUUGUUCUGGGUUUUGGUUCUCUUCACAAUCUUGAACAUUUUACAGUGGAAUUCAUCUAAAGAUGGAUCUGGGACAGGGGAAACAUGCACAAAACCUUUUUCAUAAUUAAAAAGAGCCUUACUUUCUUUACACACCACGCGGACGGAACUUGUGUAAACGUGAAUUAUCCUUAUUUUAUUUGAAAGCGUGUGUUUCCCUCACGUGUGCAGCCCCCAGUGUUGGCAUUUCUAAAUGUUAUACAGACAUCUCGAGGGGUAGCCGGGCCCUCUCCUCCCAGCCCCGUCUGUCUUUUCGGACUUCAUUCCAACAGGAGGCACUUAGCAGGAGACUCAGACGGGGACGUGGAGCGCUACCCAAGCUCCUUCAACGUUGUUAUUGUUAAUAUUAUUGUUAUUAUUAAUACAAUGAGGCAGGAAGACACUUCUCCUUUGAAAAUCCCCUCCGCUACACACACACACACACACACACACACACACUCACACUCCCACACUCCCACUCCCACUCACUCCCUCCAGCUCUUGAGACUUUCCCCCCAGGAAUGUUUCUUUAUAGGUGGACUUCAAUGGACAUGUUUUGCUUGAAUCAAGUGUAGUAUGAUUUAUCCCUCUUUUUUUUUUUUUUUAAAUUCCCACUCAGCACUCAGAUAACACAAUUGCUGUAAGUCUGCAGCAGCGGCAGAGUCUGAGAGGCAGGCCGUCGGCAGGGCUAACCCCGCCUUGGGAGGACAGAGGCGGGCCAUGGGCAUUGAGAGAGGGCCUUGAUCUCUUGGCUUCUCAGCACCCGGGCACCCGGCCUCUUGUCCCAGGGUGUGCUGGCCCGCCCCCGCAGCGGCUCACUCCGCUGGAACUCAAAGCACAGCCCCCGCUGAGCCCCCUCUCCCGUUCUGUCACACACUGUGCUUCUCGGUGAUUGGAGAGCUACCUGACGCACCUUGGACGAGAGAUGCCGCAGAACGUGUGUUGGGGAGGGAGCUCUGGGGGGAGCCGUGUGGCUGUUCAAACGACACAUGCCCCGCGUUGUCGCUGGUCCUUGAGCUCCUGAGUGCUGCAGCCAGUGGCCCACCAGCGGCAGGUGGGGCAGAUCUGGAUGCCAGCACUUCAGCGGGUUCUCGCGUUGCUCCCAGUCCGUUCUCUUAUCCUGUGCAACCUGUUCGCCCGUUCUCUUCCUGUUACUUGCUCCAGGGAUAGGUUAAAAAAAAAAAACACAAAAACAAAAAAAAAAACCAAACAUAUAUAUACAUAUAUAUGUUUAUACACUCCAUCAUUAGAAGAUGGAAACUAUUAUACCACUUGGUAUGUGCAUUCGAAUAUCCAAAAGGGGGAAGUGCUGCUUAAAGAAAUACCUGUAAGCAUUCAAUUCUCUCCUUUAUUUGUACACUUUCUAUAGAUACAUUUUUAAUGUACUGAUUAGGCAUUAAAUUUUUUCAGAUGCACAGGUUUGUUGGUUUUUUUAUACACUUUAAUUGACUUUCUCAAUGAAGUGUGCUAGGUAGAAAAAGGCAGAAUUCCACAUCUUAGCACUGUCGACUCUGAGCAUGUGCAGGGCUGUCUGUGCGUACUCCUCCAGGCUGGUCAUCUCUGGGAAGUGCCCCGGCACCCCUCCCUGCUUCUUCAGCUGACGCUGCUUCCUGGGUGGGGGGCUGUGUCGGGAGGAGGGGUGUCAGGCAGGAGGAGCUGCGAGAUGAGGGCCGUGAAUUCAGUUUUCUGUUAGUUUGCGGUUGUGUUUGGUUUUGUUUCUUUAAAUAAAUAAUAAAAAAAUUCAAUCGGGCAGCUCCCUUUUCCACAAGCCUCUUUGUGACUGUAGAACUAUUGUAGAAAAAAAAUGUUCUUUUCUAUAUUAUAAAAGAAAUUAUCCAACACAGUAAUAUUGGUACCUGUCAUUUUUUCACUUCUGUUUAAAAAAAAUGUAUUUUUAGCAAGAUAACUUGGGUAAUCUUCUAAAAAAGAAAUUUAAAAACUCACUCUUAGUGACUUUGAUGCCUUUUAAAAAUAAGAGCUUUUUCAUUUCAUUCCAUCUUUAAAGUUUUUUAUCUUUGUUGUAGAAUAUUAAAAACUAUUUUAAGAAAGAUAAAAAUUCUCUUUAAAGAGAUCUCUAGAGUGUGUGAAUAGAGAUGCCUCUAAAGCCGCAUGUACAAACGAAGCUAAGUCCACUCCUGUCUGUUUCUGUUUGCUUUUCCUGUUUUGUAACCUCUUUGUACUUGGUUCAUGGUGACUUGUAAGCUAGGGGAGGGAGCCCAGAUGCCUUUGUAUCUCUCCACGUCACGCGCUCCUGGGCCGUCGGCCUCCCUUCCUGUCCUUGUAUGUAAUACCCUCCCGCCCCCCCCCCCUUUCUAGCAAGUACUUUCAAAAGAGCUCUGUACAUUUUAACAUAAAAAAAUAAAUUAUGUUGAGCCAUUUUGGAUGUCA
Messenger RNA from Oryctolagus cuniculus (rabbit), 9198 nucleotides. RefSeq names its product lysine acetyltransferase 6A (gene KAT6A). Gene Ontology annotation, cellular component: nucleosome; nucleus; chromatin. The record is from RefSeq and is a predicted model, not a curated record. Gene Ontology annotation, biological process: nucleosome assembly; regulation of transcription by RNA polymerase II. Gene Ontology annotation, molecular function: transcription coregulator activity; DNA binding; histone H3 acetyltransferase activity. NCBI's taxonomy places the organism in Eukaryota, Metazoa, Chordata, Mammalia, Lagomorpha, Leporidae.